UCAUAUACGCAAAAGCCACCAUCUGUCAAGUAAAAGCGAUGAGCAAUCCUCAUUAGCACCUCGCCCACCUAUUGCUGCUAAUGAUCAGUCCGAUGUUUGAUCGGGACCUCUAUAGAUCUGAGUAGUGAUCGAUACCCUUAACGUAUCGCUCACUUUUCCUCUUUCCCAUGCCGCGGUGAUCCACGGUCUGUCAGCCACGCCCUGUUAUUUUCCAGUGACGUCUGUGGAGCGAUCAUGGGGUUUGAGUGUGCCGUGUUGGCUGGAGGCUAUGUGAUCAGCCGGCUGUGAUAUAUUUGCGGGGAAAGACAGUCUUGUUGAAUAUCUCAAGCUGAUCGGGUCACACGCGUGCAGCUAGUUUUGUCAUUAACAAACAAGCCUCGGCGAAACAGGCACGGUGCGCAGGUAUAGAGGUAUUUAUGCUGCCGGCACGGCCAGCUCGUUACAUGUAGGGCCACGUUGAUAGUACAGAAGGGUUUAUAUAUCGUUUUGGCAUACCUGUAACAGGUAAAGAACGCAGCUGACUGAGUUUGAUCGGUAUAACGGUGGAUAUGGAGGAGCAGGCAUCGAACGGCGGCGCUGCCGUCAGUUUGCGGUCAAAUUGCUCUACACACAAUCAACCACUGAUGGAGAGACGAAACGUGAACAGACGAAAUCAGCAUGAGCGACGGGCUCGAUCCACAGAACUUACAGAUGGAAAAAAUGGAUUGUGUCAUUCUCUGCAAAACGCUAGGAGCAUAAGUAUGAACUUCGACAUCGAGAAUCGAAAGUACUCGAAAUUACGAGAAAAUGGAGGGUAUCAUCCGCAAAACGGUGAUCUGAGUGAAAUAUACAGCGGUAACCCGCUCGAUGUUUCCUUGGACAAUUUCCACAUCAACGAACUGAACACUUCGGAAAGACGGUUAAAUGAAUCGGAUAAUUAUUUCGCCGGUAGAAGAGAUGUUCUACGUCCAGACAGUCUUGUUGAGUCGAAAAUUGUCAGCCAGAAAGGAACGUGUCGUGGGUUUAAAAACCGGGUUCGGGCCGGGAUAAACACGUUUUUGGAGCAGACGGGGGAAGACAGAAGUCGACAAUCAAACAAAAACUACAGAGUCUUAGAGAAGGGAAAAAUAGUAUUGUACAGCACAUCGGUGACAGUGGUCAGAGAUACCUACGACAGGUGUAAAGUCGUGAAAAACAUUUUACAGAACCACAUGGUGCGAUAUGAAGAACGGGACUUGUGUAUGAGCAAGGAGAAUCAGAGAGAGUUGAUGAUUCGUAUGCGGACCACAAACAUCGUUUUACCUCAGGUGUUUGCUGAUGGACGCUAUUUAGGGGGCUUGGAAGAAAUUGUUCAGCUCAAUGAAACUGGAGAACUAAGGACUAUAUUUAUGGCGUUUACGAAGGUGACCUUGAGCUCAUCCUGUGCACUGUGUGGAGGAUAUCGCUUCAUUCCGUGCGGCGUCUGUCACGGCAGUAAGAAGUCCGUGCAUCGAAACAACUUCACUGCCGAAUUCUGCGCCUUGCGCUGCAUGCAUUGUGAUGACAAUGGCCUGGUGCGAUGUACGGACUGUCUAGAACAGCAGGAAUGAUGGAUUAGAUCAACGAUAAUCAUAUGUAUUUGUACAGCAUCAAUAUUUCAACAGAUACACAAAAAAAGAUGAACUUUUAAUCAAUUGCUUCCUUCCAUCGAGAAAGAGACAGAGAGACUUGAUAUCAGUGAAGCUUAAUUUUAUCUUUUUCGCCGCGAUAAAGCAGCUUUAUAAGUCAAUCUAGUGGUCUGUCAGUCGGUCCAAUUUUGACAUCCUAUCUUUUAACAUUUAUCCUCCGUGCUAGAUGACAUGAAACCCUGCGCUCUUCAUAGUGAGUUGAUUACUUCACUGGCUCACAGACAUGAGGAUCAUACACAUAACAGUUAAUACUUCUGCUGUGUGACAAGGUAACACACAGCAGUAACGGGCUGGAGGAGAAGGUCAAGAUUGUGUGGAUUUCUUGUUUAUAUUAAUGCUAUAAUUGAGAAUAAAAAACAAUGUCUUGCUCACCGUAUAUUCAGUGGUCGAAUUUUUGGGUUGUUCCAGCUUGAUUGCCAGUUUCCGCUUGUUUUUUUUUAUGUAAACUGUCAGGAUAGAUGGACCUUCCAUUUUUUGUUACUUGCUUGGAGCGUUAAACCUUCCAUUGCAAGAAUGUUAUGCUGGAGAUACAGUUAAGAUUUCAUGCAAAAGUUGAUGGCGAUCAAUGGUGCCCACCUUGAACAGUGGUAAAUACCAGAAGGGACAUGUACUGUAAAUCUUCAACCUUUUCAACCACUAAAGUCCUUUUUGCAGUAGAAUUUAUGCAUGUAGUUA
Messenger RNA from Liolophura sinensis, 2321 nucleotides. Its product is annotated as glutaredoxin domain-containing cysteine-rich protein CG31559-like. Gene Ontology annotation, biological process: sensory perception of sound. NCBI's taxonomy places the organism in Eukaryota, Metazoa, Mollusca, Polyplacophora, Chitonida, Chitonidae. The record is from RefSeq and is a predicted model, not a curated record. The transcript is spliced from 4 exons. Bases 549 to 1568 code for a protein of 339 amino acids.